UCUUUGAUUUCCUUAGAUAUCAUAGGUACUAACUACUCUUUGCUCUUUGAUUUAUACUGUCUGUGUUUAUAACCUCAAAAAUACACGCUAUCCCUAAGCGGCAUUUAUUUUUAUUAAUAUGUUGUUUAUUUAAAAUGCCGAAAAUCCACAUCGACGAGAUUUACCCAAAGAAUUCUGUGUAUCCAAUGGUAGUCAAUUUCCAAAAUGGUUAUGUGACGGACGCAUUACAAUCUCAAAGUUGUGUACUGCUACAGAACAAAAACAAUGGUGAAAAAGCUUUAGCUACAAAGAUAUCUGGACUCAUUUAUUCAGGUAAUGAAGUUAAGGAUGAUUUCAAAACAUUGAUACUAGCGCGAAACAAAAUAACCGGGAAAGUGCGGUUAAUAGAAACGGGCAUUGCAGAACUCAAGCCAAUGUUAAAAACCGACAAUAAUAAAACAAAUACUGAAUUGGAUACGAGUUAUCUGGAAUUAAGUAGAAAAUUUGGUUCGAAGAAGCAUAAAAAAAUUGUCGAGCAUCGUGAAAAACUCAAAGUGAAUGUUCAAACCGUAACAGAACAAAUGCAUAAUGUCACAGUCAACAUAACAGAAGAUCAAUUUGACUUAUCGUCAUAUAUCAAAACAGAUUCUGAUGAUUUCUAUAUACCUCCAAUAAACAGAGAUGCCGAUAAACCUGAAGACGUUUACGAUUUACAUAAAAUAUUGAGUAAAGAACAGUACGAUGAAAUAUACUCGGAAAUGGAAAAGGAGAACUACAAGUCUGAAUUGUUACCUUGGAUUAAAGACAUAGUAGAAACAAAGAAAAACAUGCCAGAAGAGUUAACAGUACUAGCAUUAUAUGCAAGCGUUUUACUGAAACUGUUUUCAAUUCUCACAAAGGAAAUCGUGAAAAAGAACUUUGUCAUAUGUGCUGCAUCACCGACUCUUAACAAGAUUGUAUUACAGAAUUUUACAACAAAUGUGAAUGGAAAAAGGAACCGACCAUUACAAUAUAAAGACAAAGCGUUUUGUCAUGCUUUAGUCUUUUUACUUUUGAUUAAUAACUUAAAAUAUGAUUUAGAUGAAAUUAGUAAAAAUGUUAAAUUCAGUUUGAAAACUUUUAUGGCUAAAUUUAAAGUAAUAGGUGCUACAAUUGUUACAUCUGGCAGUAAAAAAAUAGCUCAGCUAAAACUGCCACUUAGUACUGUUAGUACUGGCAGAAGAAAAAGUGCUAAAUUUUAAUUAAUUAAAAUGCUAUAUUAUAAAAAUAAUACUUUACUGUUUUUUUUUAGCAUAUACAAAUUUAAAAUAUACUCAUCAUAAGCCUAUUAAAAAUCCCUAGUCCUUAAACGAAAAAACCCCUAAAAAUUAUGUUAUAUAAAUAUUAAAUAUAAUAGUAACAGAAGAAUCAAAUUUGGUAUAACCAUUACAGAGGAACAAAAGUAUUAAACAUUUCUAGCAUUGCCUGCACAUUUUUUGGAAAUAUUUUAUUUUUUAGAUAAUCUGUACACAAAGAAACGAAAAGAAGACCCUGCAAGUUAAAAUAUUUACAAAGUUCCCAAUUUUUCAAAUUUGAGUUUUUUAAUAAGUUAGUUAUAAGGAACGGAAAUGACUGUCUUUGGUCCAUUCGAUUCCUGCAAAAAUCAACUUUUGCUAAAGUCACCAUCUAGUGGAGGUGCUUUUUAGUGCCUUCGUUUUUUUUUUAAACUUCCUCAUUAUGAUAUGAAAUAAACUGAGCGAAACAUUCGGCGAAAUCCAUAAGGGCAACACCAAUAAUUAAAAAGAAAAAGAAGACGAGUUUGGCUCAGGUUUUAUUGAUUUUCUUGGUCAUUCAAAUAAUCACCCGCACAAAAGCAAUAGUGACUUCAAACGUUACAUAAUUCCAUAAAUCUAUAGGACGUACGCUAUACCUUGGAAAGGGAUUAUGAUAAAUUUUAAGAUAAUACAAAUAUAUCACUGAUAGAAAUAAAAAAAAAUCAACUACUACAGGAUCAAAAAUUCAACAGAGGUUCACAGAACUUUCUAUAUCAAAUCAUUCACAUCUAGUAUUAAUUUUUAACAGACUCCAAAAGAAGGAGGUUAUAUGUUAGACGACUAUGUGUUUUUUAUAUAUGUAUUAAAGACAGAUAUAAAAAAAAAUUUUUUUUUGCCUAUGUGGGCCCAUUUAAAUUUUAUCGAAAUCGAAUCAGUAGUUUUCAUUUAUAUUUAACAAAAUACGUUUGUCAUCACAUAUAAUCUUAAUAAAAAGUUGAUAUGGUAAAACGUGGCCCAUUUCACCCAAAAAACAAAAAACUCAUUAAAAUCUGAAAGGAUAUUCUAUGUUCAAAGACUAUGUAUAUUUUUACCAGACUACGGCAAAUCGAAAAGGAGGUAUAUAAAGUAACUAU
Messenger RNA from Diatraea saccharalis (sugarcane borer), 2365 nucleotides. NCBI's taxonomy places the organism in Eukaryota, Metazoa, Arthropoda, Insecta, Lepidoptera, Crambidae. The record is from the annotation of a GenBank genome assembly.